UCAUUCGGCCGCGCCGCCGAGCACGCCGCCGUCGCCUUCGUCGAGUUCGACGUCCAGGUUACAAAAGAUGGCUGCCCAGUUAUCUUCCACGAUGAUUUUAUCCUCACCCAAAAAACUGAGGUUUUGUAUGAAAGGCGCGUGACCGAUCUUCUUCUGGACGAAUUCCUUUCAUAUGGGGUACAAAAAGAGCCGCACAAGGUCUCCAAGCCCCUACUUAGACGGAUGGAAGAUGGCAGAGUCCUUGCUUGGAGCACCGAAGAAGAUGAUUAUCUCUGCACAUUGCAGGAAGUCUUCGAACAUGUCAGUCCCCAUCUGGGAUUUAACAUCGAACUAAAGUUUGAUGACAACAUUAUCUAUCCGGGCGUCAACCUUAACCGUGCUCUUCAAGCUGUACUGCAAGUUGUUUUUCAGUAUGCUGGCAACAGACCACUCUUUUUCUCAACAUUCCAACCUGAUGCCGCACGGAUAACGCGUGAACUCCAAAGUGUAUACCCUGUACUGUUCUUAACAGAAGGGGGAACAGCCAAACACGAUGAUAGGAGAAGGAACUCACUCGACAAUGCUAUCCAAGUGUGCCAAGAGUAUGACUUGCAUGGGGUUGUGUCAGAAGUCAGAGGAGUUCUAAAAAAUCCCUCUGCGAUCCUAAAAGCACAAGAAUCCAACCUUGCUAUUCUCACCUAUGGGCAGCUCAAUAAUGUGCGGGAGGCUGUUUACAUCCAGUAUCUAAUGGGUGUGAAUGGUGUCAUUGUUGAUCUAGUGGAGGAGAUCUCCAAUGCUGUUGCAGAUUUAAGUAAACCAGACCUCGGCCAGAGCACAUUCAGUAACAGUGUUGACAUAUGCAGAAAACAUGAGUCGUUCUCACAGCAGCAGCUGGGGUUCCUGCUCCGGCUUAUACCUGAACUGAUUCAGCAACCACACUAAAGAUAGAUAGUAGCCAAGAUUGUCCCGGUUUUGAAGCAAGCUGAGGAUUUCAUGCUCUGUUGACAUUUCUGACAGUUGUAUUUAACACUAGUCUAGAAGGUACUCCCUCUGUAAAGAAAUAUAAGAUCGUUUAGAUCACUACUUGAGAUGUUUAAAACAUAGAUGAUCUAUACAAUAAAGAUAGUCAAAUCACCCGGCAAAUUAUUAUGUAUGAUUGACCAAUCCUGUUGCAACUAUGUGCAUAACAACUUUGUUAACGAUAAGAACAGCAAUCCAUGGCCAGAACGUUUUGAAAGCUUA
This is a messenger RNA of Triticum urartu, 1221 nucleotides long. Its product is annotated as glycerophosphodiester phosphodiesterase GDPD2. The record is from RefSeq and is a predicted model, not a curated record. Gene Ontology annotation, molecular function: phosphoric diester hydrolase activity. Lineage: Eukaryota; Viridiplantae; Streptophyta; Magnoliopsida; Poales; Poaceae. Gene Ontology annotation, biological process: glycerophospholipid catabolic process.